Molecule: messenger RNA, 500 nt
Organism: Salarias fasciatus (jewelled blenny)
Lineage: Eukaryota; Metazoa; Chordata; Actinopteri; Blenniiformes; Blenniidae
Product: transcription factor HES-5-like
Exons: 2
Coding region: 18-500 (160 amino acids)
Biological process (GO): regulation of DNA-templated transcription
Molecular function (GO): protein dimerization activity; DNA binding
Source: RefSeq, a predicted model, not a curated record
AGCACACACGUCCAAACAUGGCUCCUACAAUCACUGCAGCUAUGACCAAUUCUCAGGAGCAGCGGACACUGACUCACAAGAUCAGGAAACCUCUGGUGGAGAAGCUGCGCAGAGAGAGAAUCAACAGCAGCAUCGAGCAGCUCAAGUCUCUCCUGGGUCCAGAGUUCCUCAAACAGCAGCCAGACUCCAAGCUGGAGAAAGCAGACAUCCUGGAGAUGACAGUCUGCUUCCUGAGGCGACUGCAGCAGCGUCGGGCUGUGGACUCUGCAGCCGUCAGUCGGGGUUACUCCAGGUGUGUCCAAGAAGUGGUGCAGUUCAUGUCCAAGGAGGAGGUGAAGACGCAGACCCAGAGGAAACUGAUCAACCACUUCAGCAAGCUGCAGUCGUCCGCUGAUCACAACCUGAGAGAGGCUGACUUCUCUCUUCUGAGCUCCACAGUCCAGACCAGCAGCACCAAAGACAAGAGUCCAGCCUGCAGUGUUCUGUGGAGGCCCUGGUAG